CUUGAUUUAUUUCAGUCCAAGUAUUUCACUUAUUACUUUUCGGUCAAGUAAACUUUACUAAUAGUAACCAUGUUGAGUCUUAUUUUAUUUUCAUUGGUCACUAAUUCUUUUGCCCAAUCAUCAGAUCUCAUUAAUUGCUCUUCCGUAACACCAAUGGCCGGUUUUCAAGUACAAAAUUACACAGGAAGGUGGUAUGAAAUAGAAUACACUCUAAAUCCAUGGCAAACUCAUGAGUCCUGCACUGCCUUUCUGUAUCAGUACGAUGCAAAUAAUAAUACGCUAGAAAUCCGGGGACGAACUUUGAACAUUAACACAAGAUUGAGGCAUCAAUGUGAUGGUAUCACUAAAAUAAAUAAUGAUAAUCCUGCAUCAAUGUUAAUUUACUUGCCACCAUUCGCAUUACCAGUACCGAUAAACUUCAUUAUUGUUGAUACUGAUUAUGAAAAUUACGGAGCUGCUAUACAGUGUUCUGCAACUGAGCCUAGUCUUCCAAAUGCUUGGCUGAUAGGAAGAAAACGUACCCUUGAACGAAAAUACAUUUUGCGUGGUGAACGAGCCCUGAGAGCCAAUGGCAUCCCGACAAAUAGACUAGUAUACAACAGGCACCCAAAUUGCCCGGAAGAUUGGUAGAAAUAAAUAAAUAAAUGAAUUUAUUUAUUUGCUUAUUAACUUUAUAUUCUUAACGGUACAAUGAAGUACUUGCAUAAAUAUUUGUUUAUUUAUUUAUGAAUAAAUUGAACAUAUUCAACCGA
Messenger RNA from Cotesia glomerata, 752 nucleotides. Its product is annotated as apolipoprotein D-like. The record is from RefSeq and is a predicted model, not a curated record. The coding region runs from base 70 to 630 and encodes 186 amino acids. Lineage: Eukaryota; Metazoa; Arthropoda; Insecta; Hymenoptera; Braconidae. The transcript has 4 exons.